AUUUGCGAAACGGCGAUCAAUUUCCGAACUGCAGUUCUCGUAAAGGACUGAAAUUUGCCUCGAAACAGAUCGUUCGUCGCGAAUCUGACUUCACACAGAAAAUCUAAUAUAGGGGAUAAUUUUUUAAGGAGAGAAUCUUACUAUGACAGGUUUCAGCAUUUCUUCAACCUUGUCCACUGAAAACUUCUCGACGACUAUCAGUGGAACAGUAGAGUCAAAGGGUGUGGAAGUAGUUAAGAGCACGCUUUAUGCGACUUGUGGUGUCUUUGGUGUUGUCGGUAACAUCCUAACGACAAUUAUCUUGACGAAGAUCAAGGCGAAGGAAACGAGAGUAAUGGAUUUCUACAUGAUUAACUUAGCCAUAGCGGAUUUAGGAACUUUGCUCUUGGCAUUUCCAAUUACCGCGAUACGAGAGAGACUUCCGAAUGAUUGGCCAUUUGGAGAGUUUGUCUGCUUGUACUUCCUUCCACUUACCGACAUAUUUCACGGCUCGUCUGUUUGGUUCAUUACAGCAGCUGCCAUAGAAAGAUAUCAGAAAAUUGCCAGGCCUUCCAAAGUAAACGUCAAACUGCCAAUAGCAUUGAAAAGAGCACAGAUCGUUGCAGUGAGCACAUGGGUGGCGUCAUUCGUCGUCUUUUCAUUACCGCUAUAUUUUGUUCUUCGCUACAGAGAGGUUUCUACCGAUGGAAGAUUUUGGUGUGGUUCAGAGUGGCCUUCAUUAGGCGCAGGCCUCGCUCUAUCCAAACUUUACUUUACUUUCAUCAUCUUUGUAUCUUAUGUAAUGCCACUAUUUGUAAUAUCGGGAACAUUCCUCGCAGUGUCGCACAAACUAAAUAAAAGCAGCAAGUUUAUCCACGCUAUCAAUUCGCAACAUGAGAAAGACAGUGAAUUACUAAACUUACACAGUAGAAAGUUUAGCCCAACAAGAAGGCAUGCCAAUCGGCUCGCUCAAAACAGACGCGCUAAAUUGAUUUUAACACCAGUUGUUGGAGUGUUUGCUGUAUUCAUGCUUCCGCUGACAAUUCUUCGCCUAUGCGUUGUAUUUUGGCCCCCUAUUUUCACACAAACAUUUUACAGCGACUUGCUGUUUGUGGUUUCAGUUGGUGUUAUAAUCAACUCGUCUGUAAACCCGGCUAUAUACUCGGUGGUUAGGAAAGACUUCCGCCGCCAAAUGGUCCGAUUACUUUGCUGGAAGAGAAGAUCAUCGCGGGGCCAGAAGCGUAAUCGAGCUCUUGUUUCUGUCAAAUUGGAUCUCAAUCGGCUUUCUCGUUCUUGAAUCAGAGAUAAAACAAAUUCGCGUUUAACUCGAAGAGGUACAUUCAGCUGCUUUAAGAAUUAAUUUGUUUAUUUUAGCACGUUUUCGAUUGACGUUGUUUAUCGAGUGUAUUUUAUAAAAUAGCCAACGUUAUAUAGUAUAGUUGUUUUAAAAGCAUUCGUCAUAUGUUACAAACAAGAAUUCAGUAUAAAUCUUUCACAUUUAUAAACUACUAGGAUUUGAUCUGAAAUAAAGGUGUUUAUCCGAAUGACAAAGUUGUGCAUUCAGCAUAUAGUUUCACGACAAAUUACCUUACAAAGCCGGGGGAGAUUGACAUUGUCAGCCCAGACGUGCUUUACCAAGUUGAACCGGUAUUGAGUACUUUUGAAAACGUAUACAGAGAAGUCGAAUCUAAAUAUAGAAGGGUUAAAAAGCAGCAAGAAACAUUUACCGACACACUUAUUGAAUCGGCGUCAGGAGAAUUGCUAGCAAAGAAUCAAGUAAUCGGUGACGAAGCCAAAGCUAAUUUUUUAAAAUGCGCAGAACAGUUCGCCAUUUAUCAGAAAUCAUUCGCAACUGAAAAGCCGCUGUUUAAACACGAAGCACUUGAAGCAAUGACGUCAGCAGUAAUAACAAAAAUGACCGAUGUUUUGAGUUCGCAAAAGUACGCAAGCCACGGGCUAGAGAAAUUGUCAGUUUCUACGUGGUAUGGUGUUAGAAAGUCUUGCGCAACUUGGAGGCACGAGUUUCAGUAUUGGAUGAAUAAGUAUAAACAAGACAAAGAUGAACAAUCGUAAAGGCUUCGGAAAGCAUUACCCACCCAGGCAAAAACUCGUGUUGGUCGGAUCAAGUAAGGCCGUGCAAAACGAUUGAACAGGCGUAAAAAAUUCCCGACACCGAAUUUGGAGAUCAAACGAAAUUAAUUGAUACGCUCUUAACCGAAAUUACAAAUCUUAAGCCAGUAAAGUGCGACCCGAAAUCGCUUUCUCGCUACGCGGCUAGAAUUCUUUGUUCGUAAGCAACAUGGAUCAAAACAGCUGCGCAGUGACAAGUGCCUUAGAAGCACCCUUUGUGAUGUCUCAGCUUUUAUCAAAGCUAGAUCCAAAAGAUAACAUUGACUUUGGCCGAGAAAUGCAACGCGUGAAAAAUGAAGAGAACGUUCUGAACCUAAUAGAUUGGUUAAACAAGGAAGCAAGCUUGCGAUCUCGCGUCAAAAGGGAUACCUGCAACGACACAGAAGAUCGCCGAUUUCAAAAUCAGCGAAGUCAGUCGGAUAAUCACUCCACGAACAGUGAAAUGCCCGAUGAUGAAAUUUGUCUAGUAGGUUGCGAAGCAAAGCAUUUACUUUCUGCAUGUCCAGUGUUCCAAAAAUCAACAGUAGACCAGAGAAAAAAACCAGCCAUUUCGUUCCAAUUCUACCGCAUUCAUUUUAGCGACUCGUUCAGUAUACGCAAGAAUUAGAUGUGAACAAACCACUGCAUUCGAACUAUUGAAAUUGUUACAAUAAAUCUUUGCUUCUUCUGAUGCGAAUCAACAUUGGUACGAAACGUCAUAACAAUAGUAGAGACUACUGCGUCCAAUCACAAAAAUAACUCAGUCUGAUUUUCUAAAACAAUAACAUUAAACAGUUUUUGAACAAGAACAAAGAGACUACUCGAAUUACAAGUCGUUCGUAAAGCCUAUGAUAAGUAAAAAUGUUUCUAUUCUGAACUAUUGGAACUCUCAGCUUAUUUUCAGAUGCAAAUAAACAUUAAUGUCAACGUCUUAACAAAAGUGGAGACUAUUACAUUGAACUCAAUCUUAUUUUCUAAUUUUAACGGUUAUUAACUGUUGAGGGAUCCGAAAUAACACCUUAACAAUUACGAAGACGUCUAGAGUCUGGCAAUCUGCAGAUAAUGCAGAGCCACUCGCCCUCCGGGGCAGUCUUAAAUCCCUAGCAGCUCAUGUGUAACCUUUCCUCGCACAACUCUCACUUCACCAUGUAGUCCCAACACUCGGGCAUUGCACAAUGACGAAAUAAAUUAGUGUCACAAGUUUGCCUCUUAUUGAAUCUAGCGGUGUUCGACUAUCGCGGAAAAGGUUCAAAAACGACUUCUCUCCAGACAUCAAAUUAAAUUCUUGCCCAUUUUCCCUUGGUCAAAAGAAACAUCCGACGGAAUGCCAGUUCGUAUUAACGAUACGCAUAUUUUGAAUUAAAAACAUACUUUAGUACGCACUGGAACGUAAAGUAUCAUCCAUUUUUACUAUAACGUUAAGGAUGAUGUUUUCACUCAGUUUUGUUGGGGGGUCCAAAUCCGCGGAGGGGGGUCCAAAUCCGCCAGCGGAUUUGGUCACAUGUGAUCUAUGACUGAAAAAAAAAAACAGCAACAUGAAAUAUAUUUGUUAAGUAAACUAUCUUUUUUGGCCUUCAGCUCAAUAAUAAACACUAUGAACCACCACCUGACUUGAUCCAUUGUAAAGAUAUAAUGUCGGGAUUCUCUUUUUAACUUACAUUACCAAACUCUUAAAAUUUUGUUAUCAGUAAAACGAGGACAAAAAGUUCUUAUGAAAAGCCUUUUUAAAAGUGAAGUGUUUUGUUACAUUCAGAUUGCAAGUCAUACUGCAACGCAACGUUUUAUCAAAUAUAAUGAAUUCAUAUUAAACAAUGUCCAAGUACAAAGCUUUCUACUUCAUUGUUCCUGUCGGUCAGUGUUUUUUGACCUUGAUUUUAUCAGUACAAACCUGAGGAACAGGUGGCUUCGCUAAAACUUUAGGUUUCAUUCAGGUGGUCUCGCUUUAAUAUAUGGUAUAGAUGGUAUAGUUUACUGAGGUUUAUAUAAUAGUAACAUUCACUCUUGUUCAGCAAGUUAUAUAUAUUAAUAGUAUGAAUACAUGUCAAAGACCUUUUCGUAGAAAACUUACUGUUCUAGAUUCUCUUCCUAAAAGCCCUACAGCCUCUCUAUAUUAUGUUUUUUUUGCGCGACACUUCAAAGUAAAAAUUGUUUAGCAAAACUUGGCAGUGAAAACUCCAGUGACUCUAAGUUGUUAAAAAACAGAUAAAAUAAUUUUGAUGAUAAAAAAAAAAGAACGUUGUAUUCCUAUUCCUCCACUUUUUUCGAUGACAAGCUGUGUAUGUUAUUGCAUUUCCAUAUGUCAUACUAUGAACGAUCGACAAUUGUUGGUUUCGUUUUAUUCUAAAUUUCAAUUCAGUCAACUUUGUUUAAAAACAACAUGCCAUCUGAGGUUGAAUUAAAGUUUCCUCGUGUUUCAUCGCCUUUAAAGUUUUUUCCAAUCGAACACAUUUUUGUAACAAUUAAAACAAAGCAAACUUUAUUGCUGUAACUUUUUGUUUAAAACCAAUUACAACGCGUGUGACAUUAUCCACUACUAUUUGAAUAUCAUCAUAAACAAUGGAGUUUUGUGUGCAUAUUUCAAAAGAUCCUUAAGAAACCACGGGUUACACAGAAAUGCUGCAGUUUCACCGGAUCCAACAAGGCUGCAAGAUAUGUUCCAAUGUGGGUAUUUGUUCAACCUUGUUAAAGCUUCAAAGAGUUUAACUACCAAACUCCAAUUAUUCGCGAAACGGCGAUCGAUUUCCGAACUGCAGUUCUCGUAAAGGACCGAAAUUUGCCUCGAAACAGAUCGUUCGUCGCUAGCCUGACUUCAAACAGAAAACCUAAUUGAUAGGCGAUAAUUUAUUAAGAAGAGAAUCUUACUAUGAAAGGUUUCAGCAACUUUUCAACUUUGUCCACUGAAAACUUCUCGACGACUAUCAAUGGAAGCACAAGCAGUGGCGAGGCAAUAGAGUCGCAGGGUAUGGAAAUAGUUAAGAGCACGCUUUAUGCGACUUGUGGUGUCUUUGGUGUUGUCGGUAACAUCCUAACGACAAUUAUCUUGACGAAGAUCAAGGCGAAGGAAACGAGAGUAAUGGAUUUCUACAUGAUUAACUUAGCCAUAGCGGAUUUAGGAACUUUGCUCUUGGCAUUUCCAAUUACCGCGAUACGAGAGAGACUUCCGAAUGAUUGGCCAUUUGGAGAGUUUGUCUGCUUGUACUUCCUUCCACUUACCGACAUAUUUCACGGCUCGUCCGUUUGGUUCAUUACAGCAGCUGCCAUAGAAAGAUAUCAGAAAAUUGCCAGGCCUUCCAAAGUAAACGUCAAACUGCCAAUAGCAUUGAAAAGAGCACAGAUCGUUGCAGUGAGCACAUGGGUGGCGUCAUUCGUCGUCUUUUCAUUACCGCUCUAUUUUCUUAUACGCUACAGAGAGGUUUCUACUAGUGGAAGAUUUUGGUGUGGUUCAGAGUGGCCUUCAUUAGGCACAGGCCUUGCUCUAUCCAAACUUUACUUUACUUUCAUCAUCUUUGUAUCUUAUGUAAUGCCACUCCUUGCAAUAUCGGGAACAUUCCUCGCAGUGUCGCACAAACUAAAUAAAAGCAGCAAGUUUAUCCACGCUAUCAAUUCGCAACAUGAGAAAGACAAUGAAUUAGGAAACUUACACGGUAGAAAAUUUAGCCCAACAAGAAGGCAUGCUAUUCGGCUCGCUCAAAACAGACGCGCUAAAAUGAUUUUAACACCAGUUGUUGGAGUGUUUGCUGUAUUCAUGCUUCCGCUGAAUAUUCUUCGCCUAUGCGUUGUAUUUUGGCCCCCUUUUUUCAAACAAACAUUUUACAGCGACUUGCUGUUUGUGGUUUCAGUUGGUGUUAUAAUCAACUCGUCUGUAAACCCGGCUAUAUACUCGGUGGUUAGGAAAGACUUCCGCCGCCAAAUGGUCCGAUUACUUUGCUGGAAGAGAAGAUCAUCGCGGGGCCAGAAGCGUAAUCGAGCUCUUGUUUCUGUCAAAUUGGAUCUCAAUCGGCUUUCUCGUUCUUGAAUCAGAGAUAAAACAAAUUCGCGUUUAACUCGAAGAGGUACAUUCAGCUGCUUUAAGAAUUAAUUUGUUUAUUUUUUAUUUUAGCACGUUUUCGAUUGACGUUGUUUAUGGAGUGUAUUUUAUAAAAUAGCCAACGUUAUAUAGUAUAGUUGUUUUAAAAGCAUUCGUCAUAUGUUACAAACAAGAAUUCAGCGUAACUCUUUCAUAUUUAUAAACUACUAGGAUUUGAUCUGAAAUAAAGGUGUUUAUCCGAAUGACAAAGUUGUGCAUUCAGCAUAUAGUUUCGCGACAAAUUACCUUACAAAGCCGGAGGAGAUUGACAUUGUUAGCUCAGCACGAAAUCGUAACUUUCUCUGCCCGACAGUGUAACCUUGGGUAGGGGCCGGGAUAACUAGAAGCCUUCAAGCCAUUUACAUGUAGUUUUAAUACAUCAAUAAUUGUAUGGCACCAACUAAGGAAAACUCUUUAAAUCGACUGCAUUUCACAAAUUUUAAACUUCAAACAAUUCUAUUUUCUCGCAUACACCCAUCAUUAACUCAUCCAUAUUUUCAACUGGAUAAAUUUUGAUGUCACCCUUCGGGUAUUUCCUCUCUAACGUCUUGCACCAAAGAAGGGAAAAUGGCAAAAGUCAGAAAUGGAGUAAAUAUUUAUUUACUGUUAACAAGAUGCGUGACUUGAUGCAGGUGUUUUCUCGGCUAGAUUUUUGUUUCUUUUUCUUUUUCCUUAAAAAAGGAUUUCUUUCUUUUUACGGAGCACUAGUCAGGUGUCUUCGCUGCAAUGCUAACACACACAGCUCGAUGUUAGGUCAGAGAUCUCCCAUUGGGUUUAUACGUCGCCGUGUAAAAUAUUGAUCGUUGAAAGCUUCGGGGAAAAUUAUGUAAUCAUUGAUCAUUAGAGUAAACUAAACAUGGUGAGAUCAAAAUUGAUGCCAGUCGUCGGUCUUCCGUCUUGUGAUGAAUGGCUACGAAAAACAACAUAUUUACAAAUACAGUUGUAUUACAACAGGACUUUUGACUUGUAAGAGUCUUAAAUAGGGGAGAAUAAGGGAAAAGGCAUCGAUUACAGAUGAAGUUUUUCAAUACUAACCUCUUCUGAGUAGAUGAAAAUGUAUUAAUAAAUGAUUUUGCCACAUGCGUCAUUUAAAGGGGAGAAUUGUAUUUUUCCUUUCGAAGUAAGAACUACAUCAUGGACUACUUUCAUAUUCUGAAUACUGUUCGGUCUUUCAUUUCAAUCUUAUUUCAAAUCUCAUUUAUUUCUGCCUAUGUUCGCGGGUUUGUGUUCUCUGUUCCCACGUAGAUUUGAUUUAUGUCAAUGUUUUGUUCCUUUUAUAAGGCAAUACACUAUAAAGUUGAAACCAAAGGAUUUUAAUCUCUGGGUUAAAACGGACUCAAAGUGAGGAGGAGAAGGGAGAUGGGAUGAUAUACUCUAGAGGGGACUGGAUCACAUACAUCAUUCGGGUGCACUGAAAACCAAAAAGAAACAACAAAAAUACAAAAGAUUACCGAGCACCAAAGGACUGGUGUUAGCUGCCUAAGAACUGGGGAGAUGCAAGCUCCGGAAUAUUUUGUUUGUUCUGCCUAUGCGCUCAGAAAUUAGUUUGGUCACGUAUAAUAAGGACUAGUUUCGUAAAACAAAAAAUGGGAAAAUGUUAAUUAAUUAGGAGGUGCUAUUUUAUCAUAUCUUUGAGUUACGUUGACGUUUCGAUAAAAAGCGGGAUGUGAUUGGUUAGAACAGCAGUUCCAAACAAUGGAAAGCUACAGAAUGAAUGAAUUUUUGCUGCACCUCGUGUGCCACGUUUUUUUUUACCACAUUUUAACGUCACAUGUUAUCCAUGACUAACAAAACACAGCAACAUGAAAUAUAUAUAUGAAGUAAACCAUUUUUUUUUUGCCUUCAGUUCAAUAGUAAACACUAUGAACCACCACAGGACUUUAUCCCCUGUAAAGAUUUAAUGCUGGGAUUCUCUUUUUUAACUUACAUCACCAAACUUUUUGAAUUUUUCUAUCAGUAAAACGAGGACAACACAAGCCUCUCUUUGCAGAAGUAAAUUUAAAAAAUUCUAAUUAAAAAGUCGUGUUAAAUGUGGUGUCAUUGUUACAUUCAAUUUGCAAGUCAUACUGCAAAGCAACGUUUUAUCAAAUAUAAUGAAUUCAUAUCAAACAAGGUCCAAGUACAAAGCUUUCUACUUCAUUGUUCCUGUCGGUCAGUGUUUUUUGACCUUGAUUUUAUCAGUACAAACCUGAGGAACAGGUGGCUUCGCUCAAAAUUUAGGUUUCAUUCAGGUGGCCUCGCUUUAAUAUAUGGUGUAGUUUACUCAGGUUUAUAUAAUAGUAACAUUGACUCUUGUUCAGCAGGUUAUAUAUAUCAAUAGCACGAAUACAUGCCAAAGACCUCAGAGAAAACUUGAUGUUUUAGAAUUUCCUCCUAAAAUCCCUACAGUCUCUCCAUAUCGUGGUCUUUUCGCGCGACACUUCUAAGGAAAAAUUGUUUAGCAAAACUUGGCAGUGAAAACUCCAGUGGCUCUAAGUCGUUAAAAUGCAGAUAAAGUAAUUAUGAUGAUAAAAAACAAACGUUGCACUCCUAUUCCUCUACUUUUUUCGAUGACAAACUGUGUAUGUUAUUGCAUUUCCAUAUGUCAUACUAUGAAAGAUCGACAAUUCUUAUUUUCGUUUUAUUCUAAAUUUCAAUUCAGUCAACUUUGUUUAAAAACAACAUGCCAUCUGAGGUUGAAUUAAAGUUUCCUCGUGUUUCAUCGCUUUAAAGUUUUUUCUAAUUGAACUUUUAGCACAUUUUUGUAACAAUUAAAACAAAGAAACUUUAUUGUUGUAACUUUUUGUUUAAAACCAAUUACAACGCGUGUGACAUUACCCACUGCUGUUUGAAUAUCAUCGUAAACAAUAGAGUUGUCCUUGCAUAUUUUAAAAGAUCCUUAAGAAACCACGGGUUACACAGAAAUGCUGCAGUUUCACCGGAUCCAACAAGGCUGCAAGAUAUGUCCUCACGUGUAUUUGUUCAAUCCUGUUAAAGCUUCAAAGAGUUUAACUACCAAACUCUAACUAUUUGCGAAACGGCGAUCGAUUUCCGAACUGCAGUUCUCAUAAAGGACCGAAAUUUGCCUCGAAACAGAUCGUUCGUCGCGAGCCUGACUUCACACAGGAAACCUGAUUUAGGCGAUAAUUUACCAAGAGCAACUUACAUACUAUGACAAGUUUCAGCAACUUUUCAACUUUGUCCACUGAAAACUUCUCGACGACUAACAUUGAAAGCACAAGCAGUGGCGAGGCAAUAGAGUCGCAGGGUAUGGAAAUAGUUAAAAGCACGCUUUAUGCGACUUGUGGUGUCUUUGGUGUUGUCGGUAACAUCCUAACGACAAUUAUUUUGACGAAGAUCAAGGCGAAGGAAACGAGAGUAAUGGAUUUCUACAUGAUUAACUUAGCCAUAGCGGAUUUAGGAACUUUGCUCUUAGCAUUUCCAAUUACCGCGAUACGAGAGAGACUUCCGAAUGAUUGGCCAUUUGGAGAGUUUGUCUGCUUGUAUUUCCUUCCACUUACCGACAUAUUUCACGGCUCGUCCGUUUGGUUCAUUACAGCAGCUGCCAUAGAAAGAUAUCAGAAAAUUGCCAGGCCUUCCAAAGUAAACGUCAAACUGCCAAUAGCAUUGAAAAGAGCACAGAUCGUUGCAGUGAGCACAUGGGUGGCGUCAUUCGUCGUCUUUUCAUUACCGCUAUAUUUUGUUCUUCGCUACAGAGAGGUUUCUACCAAUGGAAGAUUUUGGUGUGGUUCAGAGUGGCCUUCAUUAGGCGCAGGCCUCGCUCUAUCCAAACUUUACUUUACUUUCAUCAUCUUUGUAUCUUAUGUAAUGCCACUAUUUGUAAUAUCGGGAACAUUCCUCGCAGUGUCGCACAAACUAAAUAAAAGCAGCAAGUUUAUCCAAGCUAUCAAUUCGCAACAUGAGAAAGACAGUGAAUUACUAAACUUACACAGUAGAAAGUUUAGCCCAACAAGAAGGCAUGCCAAUCGGCUCGCUCAAAACAGACGCGCUAAAUUGAUUUUAACACCAGUUGUUGGAGUGUUUGCUGUAUUCAUGCUUCCGCUGACAAUUCUUCGCCUAUGCGUUGUAUUUUGGCCCCCUAUUUUCACACAAACAUUUUACAGCGACUUGCUGUUUGUGGUUUCAGUUGGUGUUAUAAUCAACUCGUCUGUAAACCCGGCUAUAUACUCGGUGGUUAGGAAAGACUUCCGCCGCCAAAUGGUCCGAUUACUUUGCUGGAAGAGAAGAUCAUCGCGGGGCCAGAAGCAUAAUCGAGCUCUUGUUUCUGUCAAAUUGGAUCUCAAUCGGAUUUCUCGUUCUUGAAUCAGAGAUAAAAUGGAAUCGCGUUUAACUCGAAGAGUUACAUUCAGCUGCUUUAAGGAUUAAUUUGUUUAUUCUUUUCUUAAGCACGUUUUCGAUUGACGUUGUUUAUGGAGUGUAUUUUAUAAAAUAGCCAACGUUAUAGGGUACAGUUUUUAUUAAAGCAUUCAUCAUAUGUCACAAACGAGAAUUCAGCAUAACUCUGUUAUAUUUAUAAACUACUAGGAUUUGAUCUGAAAUAAAG
Pocillopora meandrina is the source of this 10697-nucleotide messenger RNA. NCBI's taxonomy places the organism in Eukaryota, Metazoa, Cnidaria, Anthozoa, Scleractinia, Pocilloporidae. The record is from the annotation of a GenBank genome assembly.